ACGUGAAUACUGCAUGUAUAUAUCGGAAAAAGUUUCAUCAGCAAAUUUGUAGCGAGAGGAGACGCAGACGAAGUGUUCGUCCACAAAUCUUAUCUGCAUUUUUUUAUUAAAACUUUGUGCCAGACAGUUGGAUUUUUGUUGGGUUCCGCUCGGUAUUCUCUCCAGGCACAAAGUGAACUAAGUGCUAGUGAGAUAAGCUGCCGUAGAGAAUUUACUUUCAUCCCAUCAUGGAGCAAAAAGGACGAACCAAAGUGAACGUGCUCUUGCAAAUCGAGAAAGAUGUCCAGAAUGAAUGGCAGAAGAAACGUGUAUUCGAGGAGGACGCUCCCGAGAAAUCUGGAAAGCCCAAGUAUUUCGUAACAUUUCCUUAUCCAUACAUGAAUGGCCGACUCCACCUGGGACACACAUUUUCGUUAUCGAAAUGCGAGUUUGCUGUGGGCUACCAACGGAUGAAAGGAAAACAGUGCUUGUUUCCCUUCGGUUUUCACUGCACCGGUAUGCCCAUCAAGGCCUGUGCGGAUAAGCUGAAACGGGAGAUGGAGCUGUAUGGAAAUCCGCCGGUAUUUCCCAGCGAUGAAGAGAAUCAGGAAAAUGCAGCCGUGGAAGAUAAGGGACAGGGUGAUAUUGUUGAUAAAUCCAAAGGCAAGAAGAGCAAAGCUGUCGCUAAAGCGGGUUCGGCGAAAUAUCAGUGGAACAUCAUGCAGGCUUUGGGCAUCGAGGAUGAAGAAAUUGCAAAAUUUGCCGACACCGCUUACUGGUUAACGUAUUUCCCACCCUUGGCCAUGGAUGACUUGAAGAGCAUGGGAUUGAAGGCUGACUGGCGACGUUCUUUUAUUACAACGGAUGCCAACCCGUUUUAUGAUUCCUUCGUGCGCUGGCAGUUUAUUCGCCUGAAAGAGCGUGGCAGGAUUCAGUUUGGCAAACGAUAUACGAUUUAUGCUCCCUUGGACAAUCAGCCAUGCAUGGAUCAUGAUCGAGCAUCCGGCGAGGGAGCUGGACCACAGGAAUACACCUUAAUUAAAAUGCAGGUUCUGGAACCGUAUCCUGAGACGUGGAAGAACAUGAACGACAGAAAAGUUUUCCUAGUUGCCGGUACGAUGCGACCGGAAACCAUGUACGGACAAACAAAUUGUUGGGUGCAGCCCGAGGACAAAGUCAAAUACAUUGCAUAUGAAAUGAAGAACGGAGAUGUUUUUAUUUCCACUGAGAGAGCCGCGCGGAAUGCGUCUUAUCAGGAUUUAACGGAGGAUUUUGGCAGAUUCAAAAAAGUGAACCUUAAAGGAGACGGAAAUGUUUUAACUGGACAGGAUCUUCUGGGUUUGAAACUGAAAGCACCAUUAACUUCCUAUCCACACAUUUAUGUCCUGCCUAUGUUUGACGUGCAGGGAAACAAAGGAACCGGUAUUGUUACCAGCGUUCCGUCCGAUGCUCCUCAUGAUUAUGCUGCUCUGCGAGAUUUGAAAAACAAGCCGGCGAUGCGGUCGAAGUAUAAAAUAACGGAUGAAAUGGUUCUCCCGUACGAACCGAUACCGAUUAUCGAAGUGCCGGAGUAUGGGAAUCUAUCCGCUGUUACUGCCUGUGAACUUUUAAAGAUUCAAAGUCAGAAUGAUAAAGAUAAGCUGGCCGAAGCGAAGGAGCGUGUAUAUCUUAAAGGAUUUUACGAAGGGACCUUGAUCGUUGGUCCGCACGCUGGCAGGAAAGUCCAAGAGGUUAAAAAAUUAAUUCAACAAGAGCUGGUUCAGCACGGUGAAGCCGUUGUGUACAUGGAGCCGGAAAAAGAAGUUAUUUCCCGUUCAGGAGACGAAUGCGUCGUUGCGCUGUGUGAUCAGUGGUAUUUGGAUUAUGGGGACGAGGAUUGGAAGAACCAAGCACGCCAGUGCCUGGAGCAGUUGGAUACAUACUCCGAAGAUGCCCGGCGAAAUUUUUUGGCCACUUUGGAUUGGUUACAUGACCAUGCCUGCUCACGGUCGUAUGGGCUUGGCACAAAACUGCCAUGGGACCCUCAGUACUUGAUCGAAUCUCUGUCAGAUUCCACUAUCUAUAUGGCUUUUUACGCCGUGGCACACUUAUUGAUGAAGUCAUUGGAUGGAUCACAACUGGGACCGUUUGGCAUUAAGCCAGAACAGAUGACACCGGAAGUGUGGGACUAUAUCUUCUUCGACAACGUUGCAUACCCGGACCACACCGGUAUUUCCAAGGAACACUUGGAUAAAAUGCGCCAUGAAUUCCGACAUUGGUAUGGUGUGGAUAUGCGAGUGUCGGGCAAGGAUCUCAUUCCUAACCAUUUAACAUAUUUUCUGUAUAACCAUGUGGCUAUGUGGCCCACGGAUCAGACCAAAUGGCCGAAGAGUAUCCGAGCCAAUGGACAUGUGCUCUUAAAUUCGGAAAAAAUGUCCAAGUCUACCGGAAACUUUUUAACACUCCAGGAAGCAGUAGAGAAGUUUUCUGCUGAUGGAAUGCGUCUGGCGUUGGCCGAUGCCGGUGAUGGGUUGGAAGAUGCCAAUUUCGCUGAGUCAACGGCUGAUGCGGGUAUUUUACGUUUGUUUACCUGGUUGGAAUAUGUGAAGGACAGUGCACAGUUACCGCUGAUCGACCGGGCGGAACUGACAUUUAAUGAUCGAGCAUUUAAGAACGAAAUGAAUUUUAGAAUUCAGGAAACGGAAGCUAAUUACGAGAAGACAUUGUUUAAAGAAGCUUUGAAAAGCGGAUUCUAUGAAAUGCAGAUGUGUUUGAGUCGGUAUCGGGAAUUCUGUGGUCAGCAAAAAAUGCAUCGGGAAUUGUUGGGGAAAUUUUUGGAAGUGCAGACUUUAUUAUUAACACCUAUUUGUCCGCAUGUUUGUGAGCACAUUUGGAAGAUUCUCGGGAAGGAAGGAAGUAUUAUGAACGCACAAUUUCCAGUGGCAGAACCGGUGGACGCAAUCUUAUUGCAGGCGUCGCAGUAUGUCGUGGACAUGUUGCACCAGUUCCGUAUCCGUUUGAAGACGUAUCUGACGCCGCUGAAAGGGAAACCAUCACCUGGUAAACCGACGCAUGCCAUUGUGUGGGUGGCAAAGACUUAUCCCAGCUGGCAGAAUGCGGUGUUGAAGACUCUCCAGGGGUACGCAGAGAAGAAUGGACAGCUACCGGACAAUAAAGAGAUUCUGAAGGAUCUCAAGGGGAAUGCAGAGGUGGCUAAGUUUAUGAAAAAGGUGAUGCCGUUUGUGCAGAUGAUGAAAACGAAAUUCGAAACGGAUGGCUUGAAGAGCUUGGCUACCGAAUUGCCGUUUGAUGAGCGGGAAACUUUAUUGGCCAAUAUGGACUAUUUGAAACAGACCUUGGAGGUGAGCGAUUUGGAGGUGAAAUAUGCCGGGGAAUCUGGUGAUGCUAAUUUGGUGGAGGAACUGUGCCCGGGUGAGCCGCGGAUUGUAUUUCGGUCGGAAGUCGUUGCUAACGGAAUUUAAGUCAGCUGGUUGGCAGCUUUGGUACAAGUUCUUGUCAUAUUUUCUUGAUUUAAGGGUAUGUCUAUAUAAAUAUACGAGUAUUUGUUUUUUAUUAUUAGUACUCGUAGUAACGUGCACUCUAACGGUGUGUAUGAUGACGUUGGGAACGUUGUUACGUUAUUGGUUUUACAAUUUAUCUGCUGCUUAGCAUUGUAUUUUAAUAAUAUAAAGAAUUAGGAAGGAUUCAAACAAA
Paramacrobiotus metropolitanus is the source of this 3672-nucleotide messenger RNA. RefSeq names its product leucine--tRNA ligase, cytoplasmic-like. Gene Ontology annotation, molecular function: aminoacyl-tRNA deacylase activity; leucine-tRNA ligase activity; ATP binding. The record is from RefSeq and is a predicted model, not a curated record. The transcript is spliced from 17 exons. Gene Ontology annotation, biological process: leucyl-tRNA aminoacylation. The coding region runs from base 228 to 3440 and encodes 1070 amino acids. Lineage: Eukaryota; Metazoa; Tardigrada; Eutardigrada; Parachela; Macrobiotidae.